AUGAACAAGACUUCCCGAACUGAUGAGCCGUAUGAAGGCGAUGGCUACAAUCAAAGUCCGAAUCCUCUUUCGAACGAUUUGGUUACCAACGAAGCCCUGAAUGGCAUGGCCAACUCGAGGGAGUUGAAGAGGGAGGAGCCGCAGUCUCUACACGGCGAAACGCAGAAUGCCGACCGUGAUAAGAAUGCAAGCACUCAUUCUGGGAUGGGGCAAGGCGAUGCCUCCAGCUCGCUGGCCAGUCCACCGACUGGCCAGCUCGUAAGAGGAGGGGACAAACUUCCCCUGUCUCAAUUAGCUACUGUUACCUCCGCGGCGGCUGGUCCCUGUGACCCAGGGAAUAGCCGCGAUACUCCAAUUGAGCGGGUUAAGAAUAUCCUGCUUAAAUUCUGUUCCUUCAUUGGCCCAGGGUUUAUGGUAUCUGUGGCGUACAUUGACCCUGGUAAUUAUGCAACCGGGAUUGCUGCUGGAGCAUCCUAUCGCUUCAGGCUGCUGUUUGUUAUUCUUAUGGCGAAUUUAUUUGCGAUUUUGCUACAGUCUCUUGCUAUUAAGCUUGGGACUGUGAGUGGGCUCAAUCUAGCAGAGGCAUGCAGAGCUUUUCUCCCACGGUGGCUCAACAUCCUGCUAUACGUUCUUGCUGAGGUGGGUAUUAUUGCCACAGACAUUGCUGAGGUAAUUGGAUUUGCCAUCGGCUUAAAUCUCCUGAUCCCGAAGAUACCGCUGAUUGUUGGGUGUGCAAUCUCAAUUUUUGAUGUUAUGAUCAUUCUGUUCUUCUACCGCCCGGAUGGUUCCAUGAAAGGCCUGCGUAUGUUUGAGGUUGUGAUUAUGUCGUUAGUGUUGGGUGUAGUCAUUUGUUUUUGCAUUCAGCUUUCUCUCAUAAAAAACGCUAGUGUAGGAGAGGUUUUCAGGGGAUAUUUGCCAUCAGCGCAACUGGUUGAGGGACAAGCAAUUUACCAAGCAUGCGGUAUUCUUGGGGCGACGGUUAUGCCACAUAGUCUCUAUCUGGGGUCGGGAAUAGUUCAGCCACGGCUCCGAGAGUAUGAUGAGAAAAGCAAACUCUUACCGCCAGAGCUAUUGUCAGCAUCUUCUUCUAUCAACGAAGAAACCAGCAAGGAUAAGCUGCAUUACAUUCCGUCCAUCCGCGCUAUUCGACACUCGCUGAAAGCCUCUAUCACUGAACUGACAGUCUCUUUGUUUUCCUUCGCCCUCUUUGUCAACUCGGCAAUUCUUAUCGUUGCGGGUGCAUCCUUAUACAAAAAUAAGGAUGCCCUAGAGGCGGACAUAUUCGGAAUUCAUGCACUUCUGUCAAAAUCCAUUUCCCCUGCGGUGGGCACGAUUUUUGCACUGGCAUUGCUGCUCUCCGGAAUCUCAGCUGGUGUUAUUUGCACUAUUGCUGGCCAAAUGGUGAGCGAGGGCGCUCUGAAUUGGAAGCUUCGCCCUUGGCUACGACGCUUAGUAACUCGAAGCAUCAGUAUCAUCCCAAGCAUCAUAAUUGCAGGAGCUGUUGGACGUCAGGGACUGAACGCAACACUGAAUGCCUCUCAAGUCGUCUUGAGUAUUGUCCUGCCAUUCGUUACGGCGCCUUUGAUCUAUUUUACUUGUCUCAACAAGUAUAUGACGGUUCAGCCGGGGAGUGCACGUUGUCUAGCGCCCAACGAAGGCAUAUUCCGGAACACGCCUCCAGGCAUUGAGGCGGCAAACCCAGGUGAAGGUAGUAUAAAGAUGGCUAACUCAUGGUAUAUAGCUGUCAUCGCUGGGCUAGUGUGGCUUUUUAUCACCGUUAUGAACAUUGCUAAUCUGGUGCUCCUUGGGAAGGGAGCUUAA
Molecule: messenger RNA, 1821 nt
Organism: Nannizzia gypsea CBS 118893
Lineage: Eukaryota; Fungi; Ascomycota; Eurotiomycetes; Onygenales; Arthrodermataceae
Product: manganese transporter pdt1
Exons: 4
Coding region: 1-1821 (606 amino acids)
Biological process (GO): iron ion transport; intracellular manganese ion homeostasis
Cellular component (GO): membrane
Molecular function (GO): manganese ion transmembrane transporter activity; cadmium ion transmembrane transporter activity
Source: RefSeq, a predicted model, not a curated record